AUGCUUCGCAACGGAGCGUCGCGCCUCGCGCUGAGGUCCGUAGCAGCGCCCCAGUCGGCACGCCCGGCUGCGAGCUUCACACGCACAACACCUUCUUCCCUGAAAUGGGCAACACAAUUUGGUUCUCUGGCUGCGCGGAGACCGCAAUUAGCUGCGCAAUGGAAGCCUGCGUCUGCGGUCUUGCGCCGCAGCAUGGCGGAUAAGACGUUGACGGAAGGGCAGAAGCAGGCGGAGAGCAGAUAUGCGCACGAGAAGAUUAAGCCUACGCCCGAGACGGUGACGAGUACUAGUUCGACGCAUCCGAUGUUUUCGGAGGUGGGCACCGAGCAGCCGCAGAAUGAGGUGGAUAUGGCGGCGGGGUUGAAGCAUGAUGUGGGCACAAUCAAAGAGACAUUCUCUCUGGCUGAAGUCCCUCGCGAAGCAUACUACAUGGGUCUCGCAGGCACGCUUCCCUACCUCGCAACCUCCAUCUCUACCGUGUAUCUCUCCUGGGAACUAAACCACUCCACCGCGGGUUACGGCAUGAUCUUCUCUCAAAAAGACGCUACAUAUCUCCUCUCCCUUAUCGAACCCCUCCAAAUCGGAUACGGCGCGUCCAUCUUGAGUUUCCUCGGCGCUAUCCACUGGGGACUAGAGUGGGCAGGCUACGGAGGCACACAGGGCUACAAGCGCUAUGCAAUUGGCGUUGUAGCACCCAUGGUAGCAUGGUCAACACUACUCAUGCCCGUUGAAGGCGCGCUCAUCUCGCAAUUCUUGGGUUUCGUUGGGUUGUACUAUGUUGAUACUCGCGUAAGCCGCCUCGGCUGGACACCCAACUGGUACGCCGUAUACCGCUUCGUCCUCACCGCCAUCGUCGGAGCCAGUAUCGUCCUCACUCUCAUCUCUCGCAGCGAGCUUCCGGAACAUAUCCCUGGUCCUGUUGACCGCGAGAAGGUUUUCAAGGAGGAGGGUUCCAGCGAGGAGAAGCUGGCUAAGCAUGAACAUGCGGCUGUCGAGAAGAAGAAGAAUGCUGCAAGGAGUGAUAACAGGGGUGAGAAAUAA
This is a messenger RNA of Alternaria ethzedia, 1041 nucleotides long. RefSeq lists its product as uncharacterized. The transcript is spliced from 3 exons. The record is from RefSeq and is a predicted model, not a curated record. NCBI's taxonomy places the organism in Eukaryota, Fungi, Ascomycota, Dothideomycetes, Pleosporales, Pleosporaceae. Bases 1 to 1041 code for a protein of 346 amino acids.